UACCAGGAUUUACGGUCUGGACAUGGCACUAGGAGAAGGCCCUUACUACCCCCAAGCAUGAUAUAUGCCGAUAUCCCCGAAUUCAGCAACCCCUACCUCUCUACAUCUAUGGGAACGUCAUAAGCUAUUCUAUACGUUUCGUACCUUUCUGGUGGAUGUAUUUAUAUAGCUUUGUUUGCUUCCUCCCUUAUUGCUCCACCAUUCGGUCUACGUGGGCAACCAAUACUGUUGCUUUGCCCUAAAUUUUCACUUUCAGAAAUCUUUUGCUAUCUAUAUUUACACACACUCGUUUUUUGAAAUUAAAAUUGAACGCAGACCUCCUUUCCACAAAUUUCGCUGCUUGCCCACAGGAGCAUUCAAAUUUGAAGGAAUGGAAUGUUGAGAAAAGGCGAAAAUUGUUUUGGUAUAUCUCACAUUCGUUCCUCAAGCUUCGCUCGUUUAUUUGUCAAUCGCUUGGAGGCACUUUGUAGCCUGAGUAAUAUUUCGUCGAGGGUUUGCGGGACAUCCUUGAAUCAUAUUUUCGAACCGGACAACAUUCACAGCUUCAUUACGGUUUGAAAAAUAUAGCUGCUUCGAGAUUGCGGGACACUCUCGCUGGGAAAUAAAAUGCAACAGUUCGGUUUCGCCACUGGGGAUACCUCAUCCCGAGAAGGGCAUAAAAGUUUCGUUUUCGUUGAUGAACAUAAUAGGCAUAAACGUCUUAAGGUGACAAGAGCCUGCAGUGGCUGUCGUAAACGAAAAAUCAAGUGUGAUUCGGCAACAAGCAAUAUAUGGCCCUGUGCUGCAUGUACUAGAUUGAAGCUCGUCUGCAUUCCGCCAAAUUGGAAUGCUCAGCAUGAAAAUUCUUUAUAUGGACAGGACUUUGAUCCGCUGCGAUCAUUAAUUCAACCGAGCAAUUUUGACAACUUACCGCAGCCGGCUUCCACCACCCAAAAUAGCUACAAUUUAGGCCAAUUCCAGUUCGAAUUCUGUUGUCAGAAUUUGGAUGAAGUGCAGUCCGUUAGCAACAGUACCACUCGGAUACCACAACCGCAGCCACAGCCGUACUUGGGCCAUUCCGAGAAUCAAAUUCAAUUUCUAACAGACGAUGGCUCAGCUAAAAACAGCCCAUUGCAGCAACCGUUCAGUUACAUCCAACCAUCUACUUACACUAAUGACUAUCCUCCACUUAAUACUGAGAUCGUUCAACCUGCUACUACUUCUGUUACUGCUACCCUAUCUACCCCAUCACCGUCCGUUUGCUCCGUAUCUUCGAGCCCUAUAUCCUCACGGAAAUUUGAACCUGCACCAUUGAAGAAGUGCAAAGAGCUUACAGUUAAAUGUUUGCCGAGUAUAUUUGGGCCGUUGAAAAUAGACGAGAAUGGAAUUGGUGAGUCUCGCGACCAUUUUUCCCCUACACUGGUAGAACAUUCAGUUAACCUAUUCCAUUUAGCACCGUAUAUCAGCCAACAAACAAGAGUUGAGAGCCUACCUACGCCUACAUCUCCAUGCAAAGAGGACGAUGCUUUUCUGUCAACUUAUGCUGAGCCAAGUGGUUCCAUUGCUAUACCACCGGAGCUGAUGCCCUGUGAAGAGGAAGCCAAUAGCUAUUUUGAGCUAUUUUUUGAUAAAAUCCAUCCUUAUAUUCCUGUGAUUCACCGGAGUGAUUUCUAUCGGCAAUGGCGAUCCGAUAAGACCGCUAUAUCCCCAUUGCUUCUUGAGGCAAUAUUUGCCUGUGCCGCAAUGGUAUCCGAAAAUCACACAAAGGGCGUUCGGUGGCUCAAUUUGGCAAACAAACAUAAGCCGGCCUUUUUGGAGGCGCCUCGGCUUAGCACAAUCCAGGCGCUUCUGCUGCUUCUAAAAGCCCGUGAAUUUGCACCCAAAAACGGAUUUUAUUACCGAUCAUGGCAAUUAGUGAAAACAAUGGUCUCAAUGGCUAAGGACCUUGGGCUUCAUGAGCAUUAUAGUAAUCACACUGGCGACAAAUCCUGUGGUAUCGAUUCAGCGGAAUGCCUUAUCAAGACAAGAGUUUGGCAGACGCUGCUCAUUGCGGAAGUUUUGAUUGGUGCACCCCAAGGAUUGAACGAUUUCGGUGUAGACACCGAAACAGUGGAAACCCGCACCGCCUGGAAUGUUUCCGGCUUGGAUGCUUACGAAACGGAAAGGUCGCGACUGUAUGCUUAUUUUGUACGAGUUGCAUUGAGCAUAAGGCGUUUCAUUGGUACCUAUAAACAAACGAGCAAGCAAGAUGAUUGGAUUACAGAUCCUCGCUUCACCGUAAAUAGUGGUUUGCUUGAUGAGUGGGCUACCAACUUGCCUGAAGAUCUGCAGAUUGUUUUCCCGUCAGGCAGUACUUCCCCUUGGCUUUCAUCCCAUUACAUGGGCAACUUGAACCUACACUUUCAUCUUUCAGUUAUAUUACAGUACCGUCCGCAACUUGCAACCUCGGCGCGCGAUACGUCUAACAUGUGGAAAUCGCACAUGUCUAGGUGCUAUUCUUCAGCGAAAGCUAUUUACCAUAUCCAAGACGCAAUUAUAUCGUCCUGUGGGCUGAGCGGCCUGGGAUACAUGCAAAGAGGUAUCCAUUUAACAGUGUACUGCAUUUUGACAUGCCUCACGGUACACUUGACAGCUCUCGCCUCUUCGGAUGUAGACUUUGCUUCCGAUGCAAGUUUGUAUUUCUCGCGCCAUAUGCGUCUCCUUGAGCGGUGUAGCCAGAAGUGGUCUCUGCCAGAUAUCCACGCGCAACUUGACUCUAUCAGAGCUACGCUAUCUGCGGAUCCAACCAAGCCAUUUGAGCUUGCAUCGUCGUUCGUGCUUCCAGCGGCCACCAAGCAACCGGAUCCAACGCAAAAGGCCAAGUCUUUACAUAGGGAUGGAGGGGGAAUCGCCCAUAGGCAAGAUAGAAAACACACGGGGAAUGUUACUCUUGCGAUGCCUUCCCCGAUCCAAGUCCCGGACAAAAUAGAACAGGUACCGACUACGCCACCUCCAAUGGUGUUUGAAGCGUUGUCAAGUGACACGGCCAUGGAUCCGUCGCUCAACGUUUACAUGGACGGUAUCGGUAGCUGGGACCCAACCCGUCUUGUCACGCAAUGGGACUUAGAACUUUCUCCUAACGAAAGUUUGAGCCCAACAUCAUCUCUGGCAUCAAUAGUAAUACCUAAUCACCACAAUAUUGACUACUGCUUCCCUACCCAGCUUGUUUCGUCCUCUCCUGCUUCUCCUUUUCAAAAGGAGUUACCAUAUUACACAUAUGAUUUCGACCACCCUUUUAUGUCCAUGUCUGCUCAAGAGUGGAACAAGGAAUUUGCUCAUGUUUACACCCCGCAGGGACUAAAACGAAAAUGGGAGGGAACAGAUACUUUUUUAGAAGAGUCAUACGCGGCAAGAAACAUGUGAAGUGGAUGCGCAGGUCGCCCUCCUCUCACCUGGCACUUGAUGAAUGACUUCAUUACAUUUAUAUGGAUUAAUGAUGGGUGAAUAUCCAUAUCCAGGAUUAAUGUGUUAGGGGUAAACUCUAAUUUUCCUAUCUCUAUUCAUUUUGAUUGUUUUCCCUAGUUUUCGGUGUUGAGCAUCCUAGUUUAUAGCUGUACUCUGUUCAGUUCAGCCUCUUUUCAUCUCCUUGACCAUAUUUUCUGGUUUUGAGGUAUGAAUUAGAAUCUAAGACACCAUUGUUGGGUGGCAUCCGCUAUAUCCAAAUGUGUACAAUAAUAGUCGACGUCUGAGAUUUGGGGUACGGGAUACCAUUGGCUUAGCUGGUCUAGCAUAUACCAUCGUAAAGGAAUAGU
Molecule: messenger RNA, 3770 nt
Organism: Coccidioides immitis RS
Lineage: Eukaryota; Fungi; Ascomycota; Eurotiomycetes; Onygenales; Onygenaceae
Product: C6 zinc finger domain-containing protein
Exons: 7
Coding region: 607-3381 (924 amino acids)
Biological process (GO): DNA-templated transcription; regulation of DNA-templated transcription
Molecular function (GO): zinc ion binding; DNA binding; DNA-binding transcription factor activity, RNA polymerase II-specific
Source: RefSeq, a predicted model, not a curated record